Molecule: messenger RNA, 1434 nt
Organism: Acanthosepion pharaonis
Lineage: Eukaryota; Metazoa; Mollusca; Cephalopoda; Sepiida; Sepiidae
Source: the annotation of a GenBank genome assembly
AUGACUUGGGCAAGUGAUGUUAUAGAAUUGAAAGACAGCAAUUUCCAGAGCAAGGUGGAUCCGCAUGAUGUUAUAUUGGUUGAAUUUUAUGCACCUUGGUGUGGACACUGUAAAAAGCUAGCACCUGAAUAUGAAAAAGCUGCAACUACUUUGAAAAAAAAUGAUCCUCCAGUUUCAUUAGCUAAAGUUGACUGUACUGCCGAAAAAGCGACUUGUGAAAAGUAUGGAGUAACUGGAUAUCCAACUUUGAAAAUUUUCAGAAGUGGUGAAUUUUCUAAGGAAUAUGAUGGACCAAGAGAAGCAGAUGGCAUUGUAAAAUAUAUGAAGUCUCAAGCUGGUCCAUCAUCAAAAACACUUAGUUCUGUUGCUGAUGCUGAAAAAUUCUUGAACAACAUGGACCAUUCUAUAAUUGGUUUCUUCACUACUGAAAAUGAACUCUCAAAGGUCUUCCAGAAAGUUGCAGAUACACUUAGUUCAGAGUUUAGAUUUGCUCACACAUUUGAAAAAGAAGUAUUAGAAAAAUAUGAUUAUAAAGAUUCUGUAGUCUUAUUCCAACCCAAAAGACUUCAAAGCAAAUUUGAAGAUGCAGUAAUGAAAUAUAAAGGUGAUGCUUCAUUGUAUGAAAUAAAGAAUUUUAUUAAAGGAAAUGUUUUGGGUUUAUGUGGCCAUAGAGUACAGAGUAAUGCUGAGGAAUUUAAAAAGCCAUUGGUGGUUGCUUAUUACCAAGUUGACUAUGUCAAGAAUACUAAAGGAAGCAAUUAUUGGCGAAACAGAGUUAUGAAAGUUGGAAAGAAAUUAAAAGAUGGUGGUAUGGAUGUUAACUUUGCUAUUUGUAACAAUGAUGAAUUCAGUUAUGAGCUCAGUGAAUUUGGCAUUAAUGAUGUGACUGGUAACAAACCUGUUGUGACUGCUCGAGAUUCCAAAGACAGAAAAUUUGUCAUGAAGGCAGAAUUCUCUAUGGACAACUUUGAAGAGUUUGUGACUGAUUUUAUGGCUGACAAACUAGAACCGUACUUGAAAUCUGAAGAAGUUCCUGAGGAUAAUUCAGAAGCAGUAAAGGUGGUGGUUGCCAAAAACUUUGAUGAAAUUGUUAAUAAUAAAGAAAAAGAUGUUCUCAUUGAAUUUUAUGCACCAUGGUGUGGACACUGCAAGUCUUUGGAACCAAAAUAUAAAGAACUUGCUGAGAAGUUAGCUGAUGAGCCUGGAAUUACCAUUGCCAAGAUGGAUGCAACUGCUAAUGAUGUUCCAAAACCAUAUGAAGUUACUGGAUUUCCAACUCUUUAUUUCUCUCCUAAAAAUUCUAAAGAAUUUCCACAACGAUAUAAUGGUGGCCGUGAAGUUGAUGACUUUAUCAAAUAUUUGGCUAAGCAUGCCACUGAUGGGCUGAAUGGAUUUAGCAGUGAUGGAAAGAAGAAAAAGAAAACGGAAUUGUAG